This is a messenger RNA of Olea europaea var. sylvestris, 833 nucleotides long. RefSeq lists its product as uncharacterized. Bases 99 to 833 code for a protein of 244 amino acids. NCBI's taxonomy places the organism in Eukaryota, Viridiplantae, Streptophyta, Magnoliopsida, Lamiales, Oleaceae. The transcript is spliced from 3 exons. Gene Ontology annotation, cellular component: nucleus. The record is from RefSeq and is a predicted model, not a curated record.
GAUAGUGAGCUACUGUUUCGAGAUGGCCGUUUGGGGGUCCGUACAAUUUGCAUUAAAAAAUAUAUAAAGGCAGAACCGUAAGUCCAUACUCCAUAGCCAUGGUGUCGGACCAGGAAAUAGCGGAAUGCUUGGAGACACUGCUUCGUCAGUCGAACCCUGGCUCUCUCACCUCCUUAAACGGCAUCGUCCAGCAGCUGGAAGCAGAGCUAGGUUUAGACCUGUCCCAUAAAGCUGGUUUCAUCAGGGAACAGAUCACUUCCCUCCACCGCUCGCACCCUCUUCCCAAAGACCAUUUUGCCCCUCAAUUCCCUAAUGUUCCUCAUUCCCGACAUGUUCAGCCGCACCACCACCAGCACAACCAUUCUCCGCCGCCCCUGCCGCUGCAGCCGCAAGUGCAAUACAAUCAACCGCUGCCUGAAGGCGGAGAUGAUGCCCCGAAUUUAUCAGCAAAUGCUUCUGAAAUGCCAAAAGCAAGCACUCUGGCUGGAACCAAAAGACGAGGUGGUCCCGGCGGCCUGAACAAAGCGUGUGUUGUGUCACCUGAACUACAGACCAUUGUUGGUGGGCCAGCAAUAUCAAGGACGGAGAUUGUAAAACAGCUAUGGGCGUACAUUAGGAAACACAACCUUCAAGAUCCAUGUAACAAAAGAAAUAUAAUCUGUGAUGAUGCCUUGAGAUUGGUUUUCGAAACGGACUACUGGGUCGACAGAUCUAGCUGCUGUUUAAUUAAAAGACAAUUUCUAAUAUUAUUUUAUCCUGUAAUAUUCCAUUUUCGUGGAAAGCUGAUGCUGUUUUCUGAUCCAGAUUGUAAAACAGCUAUGGGCGUACAUUAG